This is a messenger RNA of Myodes glareolus (Bank vole), 2587 nucleotides long. RefSeq names its product KRI1 homolog (gene Kri1). Gene Ontology annotation, biological process: endonucleolytic cleavage in ITS1 to separate SSU-rRNA from 5.8S rRNA and LSU-rRNA from tricistronic rRNA transcript (SSU-rRNA, 5.8S rRNA, LSU-rRNA). The record is from RefSeq and is a predicted model, not a curated record. Gene Ontology annotation, cellular component: 90S preribosome; nucleolus. Lineage: Eukaryota; Metazoa; Chordata; Mammalia; Rodentia; Cricetidae.
GGGAGGUUGCGCGCGUGCGCACUAGGCCGCACAGCCGCCAUGCCGGAACCACACGCUACUACGUCCCUGAGGGUGAACGCAGCUUUUGCCGCACGCUACAGCCGUUACCGGGAGCGUGAGGAACUGCAGCGGCUGAAGGAUCGCUAUGGGGAUCCGGACGGCGGCGGCGACUCCAGCUCAGAGUCUGACUCCAGUGACGAGCAUGUGGAAUUUGACCCCCAGCAGGAGAGAGACUUUUACAGGACUCUGUCCUUGCUGAAGAAAAAGGACCCCCGAAUUUACCAGAAAGAUGCUACCUUCUAUCAGAGGACAGCCGAAACCUCAUCUUCAGAGAGUGAAGAGGAGCCAGCAGCCUCGGGCAAGCAGAAGAAAGUAGAGCCCAUGUACCUGAAGGACUACGAGAGGAAGGUCAUCUUAGAGAAGGAAGGCAAGUAUGUUGACGAGGACAACUCUGAUGGGGAGACUUUUGACCAGAGGCUCAAGGAAACAUCAACAAAGAGCUACAUAGAAGAACAAAAGCAAUUGAAGGAAAGCUUCCGAGCUUUCGUGGAGGACAGCAGUGAUGAGGACAGCGCUGGGGAAGGUGGCUCUGGUUUGCUGCGGAAACACACUAAGAGUAGGGAAGAAAAGGCCCAGGAGGAAGUAGACUACGUUGAGUGGCUAAAGGGCCAAAAGGAGAUCCGCAGCUCUGAGUCCUUGAAAGAACUGACACACCUCAAGGAAUACUGGAACAACCCAGAACUGGAUGAGGGGGAACAAUUCCUGAGGGAUUAUAUUCUCAACAAACGAUACGAAGAGGAGGAAGAGGAGGAGGAGGAAGAAGAAAUGGAGGACGGGGUUCCCGGACCCCCAGUCCAGCUGGCAGUGGACGACUCCUCGGAUGAAGGGGAGCUAUUCCUGAAGAAGCAGGAAGACUUUGAACACAAGUACAACUUCCGCUUUGAGGAGCCUGACUCAGCCUCGGUCAAGACGUACCCACGCAGCAUUGCAUCAUCUGUGCGUCGCAAGGAUGAGCGCAGGAAGGAGAAGAGGGAAGAGACUAGGGAGCGGAAGAAGAGGGAGAAGGCCAGGAAGCAGGAGGAGCUGAAACAGUUAAAGAACCUAAAGAGGAAGGAGAUUCUGGCCAAGCUGGAGAAGCUGCGGCAGGUCACUGGCAACGAGACACUGGGCCUUGAGGAGCAGGACCUGGAGGAUGACUUUGACCCUGCCCAGCAUGACCAGCUCAUGCAGAAAUGCUUUGGAGAUGCCUUCUAUGGCACGGUGGAGGAAGAGAAGCCACAGUUUGAGGAAGAAGAAGGCCUCGAAGAUGACUGGAACUGGGACACAUGGGAUGGACCUGAACAAGACGGAGGCUGGAGUCAGCAGGGGCUGCACUGUGAGGACCCUGACUUUAAUAUGGACGCUGACUAUGACCCCAGACAACCUCGGAAGAAGCUUCGUGAGGCCCCCUCCACAGGCAAGAAGAAGCGCAAAUCCCCCUUUGCAGCUGCAGUGGGGCAGCAGAAACCCAUGUUUGAUCCUGGGGACAAGACUUUUGAGGAGUACCUGGAUGAAUACUACCGGCUGGACUAUGAGGACAUCAUCGACGACAUGCCUUGUCGCUUCAAGUACCGCACUGUGGUGCCCUGUGACUUUGGGCUCAGCACCGAGGAGAUCCUUGCAGCUGAUGACAAGGAACUGAAUCGCUGGUGUUCCCUAAAGAAGACCUGCAUGUACAGGUCAGAGCAGGAAGAGAUGCAGGAGAAGCGGGCGUACAACCAGAAGGCCCAGAACGUAUGGAAGAAGAGACAGAUCUUCAAAUCACUGUGCCAGGAAGAGACAGACAUGCCCACAGAAGCCACAGGGAAGUCACAGGGCAAGGCCAACCCACAGGAACAGCUGCCCGUGCCUGAUGGAACCUGUGGGAAGAGGCCCCAGUCUGAGAGCCAGGUAGCCAAGGAGCCGGCACACACAGCCAGCCCAGAGAAGCCAGCUUUCCAGAGGCAGAAGAACAAGAAGGCCAGGCUGCUGGGUCCCACCGUGACACUCGGAGGUCACAAGUUCAGCCGACAGAGAUUGCAGGCCUUUGGUCUCAACCCCAAAAGGCUGCACUUCCGCCAGUUGGGUCGCCAAAGGAGGAAACAGCAGAGCCACCCAUGAGGGCCACAGGUUACCUCCACAACCAAGUGUCCCAAACCUGUGUAAAUGCCUGCAGGCGAGGAUGCUGACUGUCUCUUCUCAGUGUGGAACAGGCUGUUGGAGCUGUGUACAAGACAGCCUGAAAAGUCCAGCAAUCCCAGCGUGUUCAAGUCUGCAUCUUUAUCAGCUUCCACCCAGCAGUCAGUGGGUUCUCCAGGACAGGGGCUUUGGGACCAGUGAGUACAGUGAUCCAGUGCAGCCUACAGAACUUGAGUCAGGCCCUGAGUGAGUGCCCUGGAACUCCUGAGGGGGGUUGGGGGCAGCUAAAGGGCACAGCCCCAACCUGGGGGCCUAGACAGGUCUCAGCUGUGUUGGGGAGGAUGGGGGACAUGAGGACAGGGAAUCCAGCACUGCCAUCGGAGUUCCAGAUCCCAUACCUGACAUGACAUAAAUAAAAAAAUAAAUAGUC